GCACGUCUGCCAGCACACAAGUAUCAACACCUCACCCACAGCAGUGUGCCAAGCAUGCCACGUGUCACCCCUGGAAUGCCAAUGCAGCACAUGUGCCACGUCAGCAUCAAGAGCCAGCUCGACUUUCUGGAGGGAUGCCACGUUAGCAAUGCUUGGACUGCCAACUCAUCUAACACUGGUACACCACGUCAGAUCGAAGGAACACUGCUGGAGCGUGGAGCGCCACAUCAGCAGGCAAGUUGCAACACAGUGCAACGGUUUGAUCCCGUUUACCAAGCAACAAAGUUGCAUUUUGAAGAUCUGGAAAGGCGCUAUGGCAACCCCAUCAUUAUCCUGAACCUGAUCAAGACGUUUGAAAAGCGACCAAGGGAAAUGAUCCUUCGUAGGGAGUAUUGUAAUGCAGUGGGUUAUCUCAAUCAGAACUUGCCAGCGGAACGGCAUUUGACGUACAUCCACUGGGAUUUCCAUAAAUACACCAAGAGUAAAUCACAAAAUGUUUUGGAGGGACUGGGCGCACUGGCACAUCAAGCCUUGGAAGCAACAGGGUUUUUCUACAGUGGACGACCUCCAAAUAGAAAGCAGGAGAUGAGGCGGGCACCCAACUCCAAUGACAGCCUUGGAGGGCUUUCUCCUGUGCGUGACUUCGGGAAGGGGUUGUCCCCUGUACGGGACUUUGGGAAAGGACUGUCACCGGUACGAGACUUUGGAAGAGGACCGUCGCCAGCACGAGACUUUGGGAAGUUGUUCUCUCCAGCACGGGACUUUGGGAAGGGUUUCUCUCCAGCACAUGACUUUGGGAAAGGGCAGAUUCCUCCAAGAGAGUUCUCAAGGAGUCCUAUCCUGUCAAGAGAGAGAGAAAAUGGUGGAUGGGAGAGUAAUGGGAGAGUGCACAUUCGGGAGCAGCAGCCCGUCAGUCAGCCAAAAAGCCAGCCGACAACGCAACCUAAGAGCCAGCCUGGAGCACAGCCAAAGAGCCAGCCCGGUGAUCAUGAGAGGCCUGUUGAACUGACGUUGCAAAGUGGUGUUCUCAGGACCAACUGCAUUGACUGUCUUGAUCGGACAAACGUUGCCCAGUAUGCAUUUGGGCUUUGUGCUCUUGGCCGGCAACUUCAUGCACUGGGUCUGACUGAUGUUCCGAAGCUGGACCCGGAUGGUGGUGUAGCAACCACGCUUAUGGAUAUGUAUCAGAACAUGGGAGAUGCCCUUGCUCUGCAGUAUGGAGGCUCAGCUGCACAUAACACGGUGUUCCCCGAGAGGCAGGGAAAGUGGAAAGCGGCGACACAAUCAAAGGAGCUAUUGAAGUCGAUACGACGAUAUUAUAGCAAUACGUACACAGAUGCAGAGAAACAAGAUGCAAUAAACCUGUUCCUUGGCCACUUUAGGCCACAGAAGGGCAGAGCAGCGUUGUGGGAGCUUGACAAUGACUACUAUUUGCAUGUUGGAACAGGCGAUAGUUCUGAGGAAUCACCAAGUGAUGAGCUCAGGGCAAUACAUAACGAUGGCUUCAGCUCAGCAGUGCUUGUCCGCAAUCCUGCAUCUGUGACGGGGGUUGAAGAUCGUCAGCGGUUAAAGCUCACAUCUUUUGAAAAGCUCACAGCAACCUCGUGUGGAGCCAUCAAGAGUGUGCGAAUGUAUGGAGAUACAGAGGGGCACAUGGUCAGAGAAGGUGGAAGUGUUGCUUAUUCCAGUGGACCUGAAGUUGCCAACCUUAUGCUCUACUGGGACGAAGCACAGUUCAUCGAUGACCUUCGCCAGUGAGAUCUGCAAUCUGCGCAAGCAUAUGCAUUCACAUAUUGAUUCAUUGAUGGCAUGCUAUCAUGGAAGACAUCCUCGUCGCCACAUUGCUUGGUAUGGUCUUGAGUGGAAAGGCACUACUGAGCAAGAUGGGUCAUGUCUUUUCCUUGGAACUAGACUCCUGGUUCAGCCAGACAAUGCACUUCGCAUUGGUGUGUUUGAUAAAGCUCAUCAGCCCGC
Messenger RNA from Chara braunii, 1974 nucleotides. NCBI's taxonomy places the organism in Eukaryota, Viridiplantae, Streptophyta, Charophyceae, Charales, Characeae. The record is from the annotation of a GenBank genome assembly.